Molecule: messenger RNA, 2360 nt
Organism: Sodiomyces alkalinus F11
Lineage: Eukaryota; Fungi; Ascomycota; Sordariomycetes; Glomerellales; Plectosphaerellaceae
Product: guanosine-diphosphatase
Exons: 3
Coding region: 282-1922 (546 amino acids)
Biological process (GO): protein N-linked glycosylation; nucleoside diphosphate catabolic process
Cellular component (GO): membrane; Golgi apparatus
Molecular function (GO): UDP phosphatase activity; GDP phosphatase activity
Source: RefSeq, a predicted model, not a curated record
CACUCGAAGGCUAACUCAAUCGCUGUGUGUUCUUCCAUCCUCACAUUUACCUCCCUCGUGUUGUCCUUCGCCGUCUUCCUAUCUGUUCGGACGACGCCAUUCCUUCUUUUUGUUUCUCUUCUAAGACAGGCACCGUGCUUGGCUUUCGUCAUAACUCGCUCGUUACCUAUUUCUGCCGCUCUUCAUCGAAGCUCUUCCCUCGAGUAAUGCAAUAAGGCUUCGUUUCGAGUUGCCGUCUUCUCCCUUGUUUCCCUGGACCCCGCGUCGGCGACGAGCAACCAAUGCGAAGAACGUCUAGUACACUGCCGACCAUCAGAAACGUCAGAGAUCCAUACGAAAAGCCAGGCCGAUUCACGCCAGCCCGAAAGCCCAGCUUUCUAGCCGGACUAGCUGCUGUCAUCAUGUCGCAAACACAGAAGGCAAGAUGGCUCAAGACCGGGGCUAUUGUAUGCCUCAUCGUUCUUGGCAUUCUAUGGUUCUCCCCGAGGGGGGUUGAUAUCUAUAAUGGAGUCUCGUCUGGAUCUACUGGGGCCAGCUCCGAUGGCCAGGUCCCCGCUGAUUCCUCCUACGGCACCGACCGAUGCACAAAAUCCAGCUCCAGCUCGAAGCCGAUUGUCCAGUACGUGUUGAUGAUCGACGCCGGGAGCACAGGCUCUCGCAUUCAUGUCUAUAAAUUCAACAACUGCGGUUCCACACCCGAGCUUGAGCAUGAGGAAUUCAAGAUGACCGAAAAGUCCGUCGGUGGUCUUAGCAAGUAUAAGGACGAUCCCGAAGCGGCCGCGAGGACCCUUGAUCCUCUCAUGGAGGUCGCGAUGCAGACCGUGCCUGACAAGCUCAAGGGCUGCACUCCGGUCGCAGUAAAAGCGACUGCUGGCCUGCGCCUCACCGGUCCUGCCGCCAGCGAGAAGAUCCUGGAAACCGUUCGUCAUCAUCUCGAGACGAAGUAUCCGUUCCCCGUCGUCUCCAAAGAGGAGAACGGCGUUGCCAUCAUGGACGGUUCAGACGAGGGCGUGUAUGCGUGGAUCACCACAAAUUAUCUCCUCGGCAAAAUUGGCGGUCCUGACAAGAACCCCACUGCUGCUGUCUUCGACCUCGGUGGCGGUUCUACGCAAAUCGUGUUCGAGCCUACGUUCAAGGGAUUGGCCGAUGAGAAAUUGGCCGAGGGUGAUCACAAAUACGAGUUGUCCUUCGGAGAUCAGAAAUUCGAGCUUUACCAGCACUCACAUCUUGGCUAUGGUCUGAUGGCGGCCCGGGAUGCCCUUCACGCCGCUUUUCUGGACGAGCUUGUUGAGUCCAAGGGCUCUGACCGGGAGUGGGUUAAGAAACCGCUUGUACACCCCUGUAUUGCCCCUGGAUUCACGAAGGAGACUGAGGUCAAGCUGCCGGAAAGCCAUCCCCUCGGAGGAUCGGUCACCCUCAACUUGACUGGCCCGAGCCACGCGGCUCCCGCCCAGUGCCGUGCACUUGCCGAGAAGAUCCUGCACAAGGAUGCCGAUUGCAAUCUGGCCCCUUGUUCGUUCAAUGGUGUCCAUCAGCCCUCGCUGGCCAAGACCUUCAUCCAAGAAGACGUCUACAUCUUCUCCUUUUUCUACGACCGCACGAAGCCCCUUGGCAUGCCUGACUCGUUCACUCUUCGCGAGAUGCACGACCUUACGAAUACUGUCUGCGGCGGUGAGGAAUCGUGGGAUCUAUUUUCUAGCAUUCCUGGAGCGCUUGAAGAGCUUCAGGAUCGGCCGGAUCAUUGCCUUGACCUCAACUUUAUGAUGGCUCUUCUCCAUACUGGUUAUGAAAUGCCCAUUGAUCGGGAGGUUAAGAUUGCCAAGAAGAUCAAGGGCAACGAACUUGGUUGGUGUCUAGGCGCCAGUCUCCCUCUUCUGGCUCCCGGUUCGGGCUGGGAGUGCAAGAUCAGCGAAAUUUUUUGAAGAUGCUUUUAUUAUUCCCAUGAAUGCGUGAUUUUGGCGGUGUAUACCAAUAGGCGUUGCGUUCACAAUACUAUAUACCAUAGCCGCGUUCAUCAGAGACGAACACUGAUGACAGGAAGCGGACGCGGCUACAAUUCACAUGAGAUGACUUGGACAAGGAUACUGAAACAGAUGUCGGAAAGGAUGAAUCGGUCAUGGAGGAAUUGGGAAUAUCCCGGUGACCUCAAGGGUUGGUGCAUGAUCCUAUCUGAGCUGGGUCCUUCCCGGUUGCCCAUGCUAGAUAUACUAAGUCGAACACGGUGUUUGACCGUAUAUAAUUCACAAAGGCGUUGGUACCAUUUCAAGCACAUCAUCCAUCACCUCCUCAGGCCCUACACCGUCCAAGAGCGCCUUGACGGCUUCGACCUGGCUGCCCCAUUGUAUGCUCCUCUCUUCCUC